This is a messenger RNA of Aspergillus chevalieri, 399 nucleotides long. RefSeq lists its product as uncharacterized. Lineage: Eukaryota; Fungi; Ascomycota; Eurotiomycetes; Eurotiales; Aspergillaceae. The transcript has 2 exons. The record is from RefSeq and is a predicted model, not a curated record. The coding region runs from base 1 to 399 and encodes 132 amino acids.
AUGGAUCGGCUGUCGAAAUGGAUGACUUCACGCAGGAGCAGUCACAUCAGCAGGUGUUCCAUCGAUGCAUACCGCUCGGAACUAGUUGGAACAGAGCAAGAGUAUCCAGACCCUCCAGUGGCCACUAGUCUGGGCUUGCCUGAAGAUCACGCUGAGGCUUUAGGAACUAGCCGCCAGAUCAGUGCAAGAAGGACACCAGUAUGUAGCAAUUCAUACGCGCAGAUCUCUCUGUCACCUUCAGUGGGCGUCUUGGAUAGCACACUGAACGUUGGAGGUGAAUCUCGAGCUGAAAAUAUUCAGUUUGAGGAAACGGCUGUUGAGGGAUCUAAAGGCGAGGCCGCCGCAAGCUAUGGAGAUGAGGAUGCAAUAGGCGAGGUGAACAUUAAUGAGUGUACGUAG